UGGAGCUGCUGGAGCAACCGGACGAGACUUCAUUCAUUCAAUAAUCCAUAGGGGAAUGCUCUCUGUCUCUCCCUCGCAACAUUCAUACGACAUCAGUAGCCAAAGAGGGCUGAAUGAUUCACACAUCAGCCGAGCACUUGUUGUUGUUGUUUGCCUAUAUUCAUGGUCAACAGUUGCUGGUUGACUGGAUAGCGCAUGCCAUGCCCUCCUGUCCGUCAAGAAAUACUUAACUAAUAUGGUGCAUGCACUGCAGAACCUUCCUUCACCGGCACCGCUAGCCAUAGCCCGAAGUAUGCAUGCGACGAAUUCAGAGUUCGGCAUAGGCUUCAAAAUCUUCACGGCUUGUUCUCGCAAUGAAUUUCGCUUCCCAACUGCGCAACUCUCAUUGUCCUAACUGACGCACUUAAUCCGCUUUACUCCGCCUUUUACACAGAGAAGGAACCCGUUCGUUGUGAAGUCAUGGAAAUGUAUAUAUAUAGCAGCACCCUCCUAUGCUAAUAUGAUCGCAUCUCCAUAGAUAUCUACAGUCUGAAACCACAAAAUUCCUGCGUUACCUCUUUCUCUCUCCCUGCAGCUUAAUUAAUCACCUCUCCCUUAUCAGGAUUGAAAUUACUAAUGGAGUUGAUGAAAUUUGUUGUUCUUCUCGUCUUGUCCUGCACGGAAAUGCUGUUUCUCUUUCAAGAGUGGGGAACACUAUUCCACUUCAUUGCUCUUUGUUGUCUCCUUCUGUUCUGCAGUUCCCAAGUUUAUCCUUCAAGCCAUUCACCAGUAUACCUAGUGGAUUUCUCAUGUUUGAAGCCACCAAGUUUCUGCAGGGUACCUUUCUCCACCUACCUCGAGCAUGCUCAAAUGUUUGACUUUUUGGACCAUCAAAGCAGAGCUUUCAUGGCUAAAAUCUUGAUUCAAUCAGGACAGGGUGAACGAACCUAUCUUCCCCCAGCUUUACACUACAUCCCACCCAGAUCAAGCCAUCAAGAUGCCACUGGAGAAGUACACAUGGCACUCUUCCCAAUCUUCGAUGACCUCUUGUCCAAAACCAGACUCUCACCACGAGAUAUAGACGUAUUAAUCGUCAACUGCAGCGGCUUUUGCCCUGCUCCAUCUCUCUCAUCCAUCAUUAUCAACAAGUAUCGCAUGAGAGAAGAUAUUAAGAGCUUCAAUGUUUCUGGCAUGGGCUGCAGUGCAAGUGCAUUAGCUAUUGACAUGGCUCAAAGCGUUCUCAAAACUCACAAGAAUUGGAAUGCUGUUAUUCUCAGCACCGAGAUUCUGUCAACCGGGUGGUACCCCGGAAAAGAAAGACCCAUGAUAGUCCUAAAUUGCCUCUUCCGCAUGGGAGGUGCUGCAAUCUUGUUGACCAACAGAAGAGAAGCCAAAAGGGCAUCCAAAUAUAAGCUACUCUUGAGCCAAAGAACUCAAAGAGCCUUUGAUGACAAGGGUUAUUAUUCCGCCAUCCGCGAAGAGGACUCCAGAGGACAUACUGGGGUUACGCUGAGGAGGGAUUUACUGCAUGUGGCCGGAGAAACUUUACGGUCGAACAUUUCGAUUCUUGGUGCAAGAAUAUUGCCCUAUACGGAACAAAUUUGGUAUGCAGUCUCAGUCUUUCGGAAGAAGUUUAUGGACAAGGCCACAGAGAUUUACGUGCCUAAUUUCAAAACAGUGAUACAACAUUUCUGCUUGCCAACUUCUGGGAAGCCGGUUAUCGGAGAGAUCGGAAAAGGUCUGAAACUUGGAGAAAGGGAUAUGGAGCCUGCUUUGAUGACAAUGCACAGGUUUGGGAAUCAAUCUUCUUCUUCAUUGUGGUAUGAGUUGGCCUAUAUGGAAGCCAAGGGAAGAGUGAAGAAAGGUGACAGGGUGUGGCAGCUUGGAAUGGGAAGUGGGCCUAAAUGCAGCAGUCUGGUCUGGGAGUGCAUCAGGCCCAUGUCAUCCGAUGCCGAAAUAGGCCCAUGGGCUGACAGCCUUGAAGGCCAUCCUAUCUCGGCGGCCAACGAACGUCAUACUGGUGGUCAGAAUUCAACAAAAUAAAAGUCAGUAGGUAUUUGGUCCUUCGGUAUGGAAAAAGAACGAUUUUAUCCGUUUGGGAAUUCAAGAACUGGGAGGGAAAUGAAGCGAAAGGAAUUGGAGGAGUUUGGUUUUUCUUCUUUGGAUUAAUUCUUGAGGAAAAGAAAAGGAUGGGAUGGAUCUAGGGAGAGGGAAAGAUCUGGGGUGAAUUCGUAUGUACGUACGGUAUACGCACGCAAGGAAAUUGCUUUGCCUAAAGAAUGUUUGCAAGUACAAGGGAAAAGAAAGACCAAGACCACGCUAUCGGUGGCGCCUCCUAGAAGGCGUGAUAGUCUCUUUCCAAAUCUGCACGUGCUUGAGGCGUGAUCCAUGCUUUCAAGUGUCCCCUCAUUAAAGUCGCGAAAAUCCUAUCCGUCUGGUAGGCGUAUUGACACGCAUUUCUUGGAGCUCUCUUCUACUUCUUGCUGGAGAUUUUUUGUUUUCAAAUUACACCACGGACCUUCAAAUGAUAGUGUAGCAUAGAACAUGCCAAAGCCAGUCUCAUGGCAUCUUGUGAGAAAUUUUGAUUUGUUUUAUCAUAGUGUUAUCAAAUGCUCAGUGAAAUGCUAAGUAAAUU
Molecule: messenger RNA, 2614 nt
Organism: Coffea arabica (coffee)
Lineage: Eukaryota; Viridiplantae; Streptophyta; Magnoliopsida; Gentianales; Rubiaceae
Product: 3-ketoacyl-CoA synthase 5-like
Biological process (GO): fatty acid biosynthetic process
Cellular component (GO): membrane
Molecular function (GO): acyltransferase activity, transferring groups other than amino-acyl groups
Source: RefSeq, a predicted model, not a curated record